AUUGUCUAGCGAGGUAGAGGACGAAUGAGGGCGAAUCAGCCUUCCUUCUUGCAGUCCGUCUUUCUGCUUACUGCGUGCAGAACAGCUGCAAGGCGACAACCCCCUUCUCGACUGCCUGAACGAGGAUAACGCGCGGCACUGGCGGCACUCUGAAUCGUAACGGCAAACCGACGCAGCCCUUCAUGCGUCUAGACGAGGAAAACAGAAGGCGGUGAAAGAGUGCGCUCGGCCCUUCGGCAAAUCUCAUCGGAACCACGUGACGCAGGAAAUCUUGCCGGCUCGAGUGCGUCAACGACCUUGGAGCAGGUUUGGCAGCUGUCCCAAGUUCAGCGGUGGGCCGCAACGCAUCAGUAGACGCACAAAACAAAAUGGAUCCAGAAGAGACGGCUCACGUCGCCGCGGAGGCUUCCACGGAAUGGGAAACGCAGGCCUACACAGUGGCGGCCGCGGUUAUGAUCAUUUUCAUCAUUCUGCAUUGGUCCAAAAGGGACAUCGCUCCACCAGGCUUCAAACUGCCGCCGGGCCCCAGGGGCCUUCCCUUAGUGGGGCACGUGCCCUUCGUCACCAUGGAGUUCAGCCAUAACCAGUUCCGAAAAUGGUCCACGACAUAUGGAGCAGUAAUCAAAAUCAAGAUAGGUGCUACGUACGUUGUGGUGCUCAACGACUAUGAUUCCAUCAAGGAAGUCCUGUGCAAAAAUGAGGUUCUGAAUCGCAGCGAAAACAUGAUCCUUCACAUACUUGGGAUCACUGCCGUAGGAACCCUGAACGGAAAGCUUUGGCAAGACAACCGUCGCUUCUGCCUGCACGUGCUUCGGGACCUUGGAUUUGGGAGAAAGUCAAUGGAGGAGCAUAUCAAGGAGGAGUCUUUGUACCUGACUGAAAAGAUCGCAGAGAGCAAAGGUUCUCCAAUUUCAAUACAAGAGUACCUCGUUCCCAGCAUGUCUAACAACAUUUCCGCUCUGGUAUUCGGAAGCCGAUACCUCUUCGACGACCCCAAGCGCAAAUUUCUGGACGAGCAGUUGGCCAGUGCUCUCCGUUUACUAGGCUCCAGCAUGAUUGUAAAUUUUUUGCCUAGUUGGCUCAACACACUCGCACUACGGAUCCCAUUCCUCACAAUUAGUUCCUUCAAGAACGUCUUCCGUCAGCUCAGCGAUUUUGUAAGCAAAGAGGUGAAGGAGCAUGAAGAGACCCUCGACGAGCACAGCAAUCGCGACUUCAUAGACGGAUACAUCAAGAAAAUCAAAGAGCACGAAAAUGACCCAGAUUCCAGCUUUCAAACCCGCUUCCUCUUCGGGAACGUCCUCAACUUCUUCGGCGCCGGCUCCAACACGGUGAUGGUGACCAUCAUGUGGCACCUGCUGACCUACGCAAAGUACCCGGACACGGUGCAGGCCAAGAUUCAACGCGAGAUCGACGACGUGGUGGGCAGGGAACGCCAGCCCAAGUGGGAAGACCGCAACAAGAUGCCUUUCACCAUGGCCGCCAUCUGGGAGAUGUACCGCUGGAGGACAAUAGCUCCGCUAGGAAUCCCCAGAGCUGCAUCGGAAGACGUCUUCUAUGGAGAGUACUUCAUUCCAAAGGGAAGCAUGGUAUUGGCCAACCUGUGGACAGUUCACAUGGACCCCAAGCUAUGGAAGGACCCGCAGAACUUUGACCCUUCCCGAUUCUUAACGAAAGACGGCACGGAGUUGGGGCCAAAACCAGAAUCCCUGAUGCCCUUUUCAGUCGGCAAAAGAAUGUGCCCGGGCGAGACGUUGGCUACAGUCGAAGUCUUCCUCAACAUCACUACGCUGCUGCAGAAGUACAACGUGCUUCCUGAGGAAGGACAAGUCAUCGACCUUUCGACCAAAGGUGCCGCAGUCAUCGUUCCCGAGACGCAGAAACUUCGCUUUAUUCCACGCUAAGCACUGCGUGUUUACAACCAAGCGUGUGUUUCCAAGCAAGUCUUCUGGGUGCCGCACCAAGGACGCUACAAGGAAUGAAAACCAAACUCGUGCUGCGGUGUUUUUUUUUUUUUUUAAGAUACGUUUUGACCUUACCUCGAACAAAUUCUUUAAAAAAAAUCCUGAAAAAAAAUCUUGUUUUUUUCACAAGAAGAAAGGCACAGUGAGACAACAAACGCAACACGCAGUUUCACAGUUUCCACGAGAGGAACCAAUGAACAAUGGGUCAACGACUUGUGUGAGAGGAGUACUUCAAUCUGUCUGUAAAUCAAACACGUAUUUUUCAUGCUGAAUUCACUUAAAUUACAACAAACGGCAGAAAUAAAAAAAAAAAAGUCUUACAUCUAA
Messenger RNA from Ixodes scapularis (black-legged tick), 2291 nucleotides. Its product is annotated as cytochrome P450 2A4. Bases 369 to 1904 code for a protein of 511 amino acids. Gene Ontology annotation, molecular function: heme binding; oxidoreductase activity, acting on paired donors, with incorporation or reduction of molecular oxygen; iron ion binding. The transcript has 9 exons. The record is from RefSeq and is a predicted model, not a curated record. Lineage: Eukaryota; Metazoa; Arthropoda; Arachnida; Ixodida; Ixodidae.